Messenger RNA from Linum trigynum, 2351 nucleotides. NCBI's taxonomy places the organism in Eukaryota, Viridiplantae, Streptophyta, Magnoliopsida, Malpighiales, Linaceae. The record is from the annotation of a GenBank genome assembly.
CUCAUCCACUCCUUAUGUUAGGGGAAGUUGGUGAAUAUGGCUCCGCCCCAAAUUACCGAGAUCCUUGAAGAUAUGGCCCUUAGGGGGGUAUGAUUGGGGGUUGACUAGAAGUUGAAGAAGAAGCAAUGAAAGGGGAGUGCGAAGCAUGGGAGCGAGUGCUCCGCUUGAGGCAAAGUUGAAUAAGUUGCUUGAGGUUAUGCUUGAAGAUUAUAGGCAAGGAAAACGGGCGGUAAUGUCGUGCGACUGGUGCUCGAGUACUAGCCACGAGAUAGCGGAGUGCCAAGCAAUGAAGGAGGCAACCACUCCGGAGGAGCAAGUCAACUUUGUGGCAAAUGCUAGGGUCAACAACCCAUAUAGCAAUACUUAUAACCCCGGAUGGAGGAACCACCCCAACUUUGAUUGGGCAUCACCGGCUAAUCCAAGGACCCUGGGUUUCCAAGGCCCCACGGGGAACUUCCAACCUCGGCCAACCUUCAUCCAACAAAGGCCCCAACUCCAAGGCUCAAAAUUUCAACAACUGUACCAACCACAAGGUGCCCUAGGGUUUCAAUAACAACAUCAACCCGACAAGUUAUCCAAGCUUGAGGACCUAGUGAACACCUUUGCGAGUACGAGUAGCCAAAAGUUCGAGAAGAUUGAGCAAUUUAUGGAUGUGGCGACUACUAAUUUUACCUCAGCUGAGGCGGGUCUCCGAAUCCAUCAAGCGAGUCUUCAAAGCUUGGAAGUGAAAAUCGGCAACCUUGCUGGUAUCCUCACCGAGAGACCCAAGGGAGCUUUACCUUCCUAAACUGUGGUGAACCCCAAGGAUCAAGCCGGGGUGAAUUCACUUCUAGUGAGGAGUGUGAAGGUGGCUCCGGAGGUCGCCACGGGAGAAGAAAUAUAUAAGGAAGAGUCCAACAAGGAAGAGACCACCCCAAAAAGAAGAGAGAAGAAGCCCUCGACGAAUGAGAGGAAGGUGGCAAGGAAGGCAUUCCCGGAGGAUGGAUAGGUGCCACCUCUUCCUUAUCCCACAAGGAUGUACAAGGAGAGGUUGGACAACGAGUGUGGAGGGUUCAUGGAAAUGCUACACAACCUCCACCUCAACGUCCUAUUCCUCGAAGCCAUGGCGCAAAUUCCGAGAUAUGCUAAGUACCUCAAAGAAUUCCUCAUCAAGAAGCCAAUACUGGAAGGCCUCGCCAAUGCGACUCUUGGCGAGGAGUGUUCGGCUUUCCUCCUCGAUCGCUUUCCCAAAAAGAGGUCCGACCCAGGUAGCUUUACUAUCCCUCUUGAUAUUAGUGAUCACCAUUUAGACAAUGCCUUGGCGGACCUAGGAGCUAGUGUGAAUGUGAUGCCCUAUAAGCUUUUCAAAAAGUUAGAAGUAGGUGAACUUAAGACCUCUAAGCUUAGCAUCAUCUUAGCCGACCGUUCAGACAUUAGCUCGAGAGGUAUAGUGGAGGACAUGAUGGUGAGAGUGGGCAAGUUUUUCUAUCCGACCGAUUUUGUGAUUCUCGACAUAAGUGAGGACUCGGAUAUGCCCCUCAUCCUCGGUCGUCUGUUUCUUGCAACCGCCAAGGCAUUGAUAGAUGUUUAUGAGGGAACCCUAAUUUUGAGGGAUGGUAAGGAGAGAAUCAAGCUUAAAAUUGAUCCUAGGGUGAGGAUUGAUGAAGUGAAGGGGCUAGUCUCAAAUGAUGUGAAUGAGAGUGGAGGAGAGCCUCCUAAUGCAAACCCCACUAUUACUUGUGUUGUCUUUGAUGAUGUUAAGAAGGAAGUUAAGAAGGGUCCUAAGUCAAAAGGACCAAGAUUGAAUUCUUGGAGAAGAAGGAUGAAGGGAGCUUUGACCCGGAAGAUGGGGGAGCCCGGAGCAAGGUUGGUCAACCAAGAGGGCCAACUCAAUGAGCCUAAGAUGGGAGGCUACAGGCCUCACCCCGAGAGUGUAGCGGAUCCGCUCUCGGUGGCAUCACGUAUGAAGUCGUGAUUGAUCCCCAACUGUCAAGCUAAUGAUGAUAAACAAGCGCUUGUUGGGAGGCAAACCAACAGAGGUUUGUUUUCUUUUUCUUAGUUUUCGUUUUAGUGUCUUGUGAAGGGUUUGAGCGGUGAAGUGGUGUCCCCGUGCCGAGUGUUGUGUUUUUGCGGUUUAUGGUUGUGUUGUGAUCGAUUAGGAGGCACGGAGGAAUAGGUUGAGUCAAAAUUUUUGCAAAAGUGCCCUGAUUUCACUUCAGUUCACGGUCUAUAAGACCGUGAACAGGCGAACGCGUUCGUGAACUGGGCGCUGAUGCACGUUCACCACCUGUCAACCACUCCGUGUUCAUGGACGCAUUUGCGAGAACGCCUCCAUGAACUCAGAGCUCUGCCUAUAAAAGGGGCGUGAACGG